This is a messenger RNA of Sorex fumeus (smoky shrew), 1440 nucleotides long. RefSeq names its product olfactory receptor 50-like. The record is from RefSeq and is a predicted model, not a curated record. NCBI's taxonomy places the organism in Eukaryota, Metazoa, Chordata, Mammalia, Eulipotyphla, Soricidae. The coding region runs from base 1 to 1440 and encodes 479 amino acids. Gene Ontology annotation, cellular component: membrane. Gene Ontology annotation, biological process: G protein-coupled receptor signaling pathway. Gene Ontology annotation, molecular function: olfactory receptor activity; G protein-coupled receptor activity. The transcript has 2 exons.
AUGAUGAGACAGAAUGAGACUACAGUUUCUGAAUUUCUUCUCCAGGGGCUCCCUGUUCCACCAGAACAUCAGGGUUUGUACUUCAUCUUCUUCCUGGUCAUGUACCUCACCACAGUGUUGGGAAACCUGCUCAUCAUCCUGCUGAUCUGGAUGGACAUUCGCCUCCACACGCCCAUGUAUUUCUUCCUCAGUGUCUUGGCCUUCGAUGAUGUGUCGUUUUCAUCUGUCACUCUCCCCAAAAUGUUGAUGGACAUGAAGACGAAUCACAAAUCUAUCCCCUAUGCAGGGUGCAUUUCUCAGGUGUUUUUUUUAAUACUCUUUGGUUGUUCUGAAAACUUUCUUCUUUUAGUUAUGGCCUAUGACAGGUACGUGGCCAUCUGUCAGCCGCUCCACUACACAACCAUCAUGAGGCAGGAGCGGUGCUUUGCUCUAGUAGCAGCAUCCUGGGUCCUCAGUUGCUUCUACUCUCUGUUGCAAACCCUCCUUUUGGCCAGAACAACGAAGAUGGAAAACCAGAGCUGUGCAUCCGAAUUCAUCCUCUUGGGGCUCCCCAGCUGGAGAGAGAAACAGGGCCUAUAUUAUGCCCUUUUCCUGACCAUGUACCUGACCACCGUGCUGGGGAACCUGCUCAUCAUCCUGCUCAUCAGGCUGGACUCCCGCCUCCACACCCCCAUGUACUUCUUCCUCAGUCACCUGGCUCUCACUGACAUCUCUUUCUCUUCAGUGACAGCCCCAAAGAUGCUCUUUAAUAUGCAGACACAGAGCCAAUCCAUCUCUUAUGCUGGGUGCGUUUCUCAGGUAUAUUUCUUUCUAUUUUAUGGUGAUAUAGACAGUUUCCUUCUCACCUCUAUGGCCUAUGACAGGUACGUGGCCAUCUGUCACCCUCUCCACUACACCACCAUCAUGAGUCAGAGUCUGUGCUCCCUGCUAGUAAUUCUAUCCUGGGUCUUAUCCUGUGCUAGUGCCUUUUGCCACACCCUCCUUCUGAUUUGUCUCUCCUUCUGUAGAGAAAACACUGUCCCCCACUUCUUCUGUGACCUCUCUGCCUUACUUAAGCUGUCCAGCUCAGACACCACAGUCAAUGAACUGGUUAUCCUCACGGUGGGAGUGGCAGUCAUCACUAUACCAUUCAUAUGCAUACUGGUCUCUUAUGGCUGCAUUGGAGCCACCAUUCUGAAAGUCCCCUCUGCUAAGGGGAUCUAUAAAGCCUUUUCCACGUGUGGGUCUCACCUCACUGUGGUAUCUCUCUACUAUGGAUCGAUUAUUGGCCUCUACUUUUUCCCCUCAUCCAAUACCUCUAAUGAGAAGGAUGUUGCUGUUGCUGUAAUGUACACUCUGGUCACUCCCAUGCUAAAUCCCUUUAUCUAUAGUCUGAGGAAUCGGGAUAUGAAAGGCGCUCUGAGAAAUUUGUUAAGUAGAGCAAUAUUUUCACCACGAUGA